Molecule: messenger RNA, 2657 nt
Organism: Mustela erminea (ermine)
Lineage: Eukaryota; Metazoa; Chordata; Mammalia; Carnivora; Mustelidae
Gene: BLZF1
Product: basic leucine zipper nuclear factor 1
Exons: 8
Coding region: 160-1494 (444 amino acids)
Biological process (GO): Golgi organization; Golgi to plasma membrane protein transport
Cellular component (GO): Golgi membrane
Source: RefSeq, a predicted model, not a curated record
AGGAGGUGGUUCGCCGAGAACACCGGAAGUCCGGGGGGCCGGGGCGGGGCGACUUGGGCUGACCGGGAGUGGGCGAGGCCAGGCUGGCGCGGAGCUCGCGACCCUCAGCUCGGACGAGCUUUUUGUAGAAGUUUGAGGUGCAUUUUCAUUGAUUAAAAAAUGACGACUCUUGAAAGUUUAGAAGCCAAAGUCACCCUUACUCCAGCCCCAGUCCGAGGAGCAGGAGAUGGCAUGGAAACUGAGGAAACACCUAAGUCUGUUGAAGUGACCUCUGGAGUCCCGCCUGUAAGGCAUCACAUCCUUCAGAAUCCACGGAAGAAAGCAGUUCCAGGCGAGAGCCCAGGAGUCCUUCAGCUCGGGAAGAUUCUCACUGAAAAAGCAGUGGAAGUUGAAGCCAUAAGAAUAUUAGUUCCCAAAGCUGCUAUAACCCAUGACCUCCCCAGCAAGAAUGCAAAGGUGAAGUCUCGGGGACAUCAUAGGGGAGAGCUCCUUGGUCAGUCAGAGGGAACUGUGGAACCCAGAAAGGAACUAUCGGAGGUUAAGAAUCUACUGGAGAAGCUCAAGAACUCUGAAAGGAGGUUACUGCAGGACAAAGAGGGUCUUUCAAACCAGCUCAGAGUACAGACAGAGGUCAAUCGAGAGUUAAAGAAGUUGCUAGUGGCUUCCGUUGGAGAUGAUCUUCAGUACCAUUUUGAACGUCUAGCCCGUGAGAAAAAUCAGCUUAUUUUAGAAAAUGAAGCCCUAGGUCAAAACACAGCUCAGCUUUCUGAACAGCUGGAACGUAUGUCAAUACAGUGUGACGUAUGGCGGAGUAAAUUCCUUGCAAGCAGGGUGAUGGCAGAUGAGUUAACCAAUUCCAGAGCAGGUUUGCAGCGGCAAAAUCGCGAUGCCCAGAGUGCUAUUCAAGAUCUCCUGAGUGAGCGGGAGCAGUUUCGUCAGGAAAUGAUAGCUACCCAGAAAUUAUUGGAGGAGCUCCUGGUGUCCUUGCAGUGGGGAAGAGAGCAAACUUACUACCCUAGUACACAGCCUUACACCACCGCAGAGCUAGCAUUAACAAAUCACAAGUUGGCAAAAGCAGUAAAUGCUCAUCUUCUGGGAAAUGUUGGCACUAACAGUCAAAAAAAGAUACCAUCAACGGUUGAAUUCUGCAGCACCCCAGCAGAAAAAAUGGCUGAAACGACCAUCCUCUACUGCCAGUUAUUUUUAAAAUGCCAGUCCAAAAAAAAGAAAGGAAAAAUCCACUUGCGUUGGUUCUCCUUUUCAGACAGCCCGUCCUCCCUCAUUCUGGACUUUCCAUUCUUUCACACUGUAUGGAAAGCUUUUCACAAAUCAUUAUUGCAUCCCCUCUUGUCAAGGUUCUACGCAUUUUGGAUCCAGUUACCUGUACGGAAAGCUCACCUGAUAAUCCUUUUUCUGAGUCUUCACCAACUGCCUUACUUGCUACAAAGAAAAAUAUUGGACGAUUUCAUCCCUAUACUAGAUAUGAAAAUAUAACUUUCAAUUGCUGCAAUCACUGCCAGGGAGAACUUAUUGUCCUUUAACAUAACAAGACAGCACUUGCUUCUUACCCAAGAGUCAUUAUUAUUUGGGAGCUGGCGUCUUACAGUGGUAGAAUGUCACUUUCUAUCUCAGUACUGUAUAUGCCCAGCGAUGUUUCAUGUACUGGACCACUGAUUACCCUUUCUUAAUAAAUACCUCAGGGUAAGAAAAGAGUGAAACUGUGUAGAUAUAUUUAAAGUAGGUGAUACUUGCCUGACAUCCAUGAUGCUUUUCCUAAAGGAUCCUGAAAGAAGAUCCUAUCUUUAUUUUAGGCCCUAAGUUACAUCUUGCCAUGUGUUUAAGAUGAGAUUUCAUUGUUAACUCUAAUGCAGGGUUGCUCAUAUGCAGCUACACCCAUUCGUCUACUGUUGUCUAUGGUUGCCGGGCUUGGGUUUUUUGGGCACCACAGCAGAACUGAACAGAGGCAGCAGGGCUUGUGUGGCUGCAAAACUUAAAAUCUCCUAUCUGGCCCUUGACAGGAGAAUUUCUGGCCCCCACUGGCAGGGGGAUGGGUGGAGAGCGUGUCCAUUCCCAUUUUGGGGAUUUAUUUUGGACUACAAAAGCUGCUUAUGGAAAUACUAUGGGUGAAGGGACUAAUAUUUUAAAAUUAAAUGCUAUAUGUUAGGAAAAUUAGAAGUAUUUUAUAGCCUAACAUUAGCAAGUGUUUGAGCAAAACAUAUUCUUGUGUUGGUUUUGUGUGGGGAAUUCCAUAGUUUGAAUGGAUGCGACUUGACAUAAUAGAUUUUACUGAGCUCAUUUUGACAAAUGCAACACAAUAGGACUAUCCAAUUUGAUAUAUAAUGGAGAAAGUAGGAUCUUUCUAGAACAUUAUACAAACUCAAAAUGCAAUCCAUCAUUAAUUUAUAUUAAUAUAUAUUAUUGUUUAUUUAUGAUGGACCAUCAUAAAACACCCUUUUAUAAGCCUGUAAAAAUAUCCACAGUAUGUUUAUACCAAAUUACCCUAUAUUAGGUACAGAAUCGCCUAUCAAGAGAGAAAUCUUCUAAAGAUAAAUCUGGUGAAAUAACAUUUUAAUGUCAACUUAAUGAUUUUUUUUGUCUGAUUCGUCUGAGUUAUACUUUGAAAUGGCAAUAAAUUUCUCUACAUUCUUUAUUUUGAA